Messenger RNA from Spinacia oleracea (spinach), 2012 nucleotides. RefSeq lists its product as uncharacterized. The coding region runs from base 184 to 1608 and encodes 474 amino acids. The transcript has 10 exons. Lineage: Eukaryota; Viridiplantae; Streptophyta; Magnoliopsida; Caryophyllales; Amaranthaceae. The record is from RefSeq and is a predicted model, not a curated record.
CUGGAAGAGGAGGAGGCAAGAACACGGGUAAUCGUAGCAUUCCACCUCGUAGCAUUGCGCCUGGAAGACUUCAAACUAUUAAUCAACUAGCUCGAUUCAACUUGUGUAACAAGCAGGAUGGAGCUCGCAUAGUUGAAAAAGGAGUGAAGACAAAGUCUACGGUUGCUGUUCCAAAUAAGCACAAUGGUCAUCCACUGGGUGAAGUUGAUAGAGAUGUUGUUGACAUUGUUUGCAGAAUUACCUAAUUAUAUAGAUUUGGAUCGACAACGAGCAAUGUCUACUGUGGUGAACAAGGAAACGGAGUGUCCAAAUCUUAUUCACGAUCAUGUAGAUCAUACAAGCCAUGAUUCGCUUAAUGUUGAAGAUGUUGAAACAAAUGAUUGUGAAUCCCAAGGUUUUGUUGCUUCAAUAGGUCAAAUGGCCAAGAGAAAGAGAACAAGUAAGUUAGCUGCUAGAGUUGCUACAGCCUUGCAAGUGAAUGAAGCAGCAAAUCCAAAGCUGGCGGAGGAAAACUUGAAUCAAGAAGAAGAGCAACAAGGAAACGAAGCCUCGACUCAUUCAGAUGUACUAGGGUGCAAUACAGAAACUCAAGCUACAAGCCAGACAAGGGGAAGAGGUAAUAGAGGGAAGUAUAAGAGUUACGUCGUUGAUAUGAAAAUUAAAGGGAAAGGUUCAAAACUAACUAUUGAGAUUCCGGAUGAAAUUGAUCGAGCAAUUGGAGAAAAUGCAAGACACUUGGUGAACGAGUGUGGGCGUAUUGUGAGGACAAAAGCUCCGUUGGAUGUUAAAAGCUGGCAAGAAGCAUUUUCAAUUGCUGGUGAAAGCAUGUGGAAAGAGAUACAGGACAAGUUUCAAAUUGUCGACUCAAGUCAGGAGUUGAAGAUGUAUGCUUUUGUUGUAGAUACCAUGCAACGCCUGUAUAGGUUGUGGAAAUGUCGGUUGCACUACUACUAUAAAAGUCCCAAAUGUGGAAAAACCGAUGAUGAACGCUUAAAAAAUCCGCCUCCUGACUUACCCCUUAACCAAUGGAAGUACUGUGUAAAUCAUUAUGCAUCACCAGAAUUUAAGCUGGUAAGCACAAGGAAUUCCAAAAAUCGUCGGUCUGCCAAGAGAUGUAAGCAUACAACUGGAAAUUUAGCAUUUGUUGAAGUGGAGGAUAUAUUGAUAAAGGAGAACAAAAAUGUGAAGCCUUCUGCAGAUGUGAUAUGGCUAAUUGAGCACACACAUUACAAUAAUAAAGGCGAACUAGAAUGGGCAGGUGACACACGUUCUAAAGAAAUUCAUGAUAAACUAAAAGAUGUUGUUGCUACUGUUGGAGAUUCUAUGACACAAGAAGAGAUACUAAUUCAAGUUUUGGAGCCAAGGUCAGGAUACAUUCGUGGAAAAGGAACUGCUUUACGCAGUUAUUCUAGAGGAAAACAACAAUUGGAGCAAAGAAAACUUGUCCAAAAACAACAAGAGAAAAUACAAGAACAAGAACAUAGGAUCAAGGAGCUGGAAGAUAGCCAACGAAGGCAACAACAAGAGCUUGAAGAAUACAAAGCACAACAACAGGAAGCUAUGGAGGCUUUUAAACAAGACCUAUUGCAGCAGCUCGCAAAUAUAUGAAUCUAGUAAAGAACUACCAGAUUUGCAAUUAUAUUCUCACCCAGGGAUGUGCUUUCUCUUCAAAUUUCAAGGUCCUCGUGACAUGGAUUUUUGCUUAUGAAUGUCUACGAUGUAGUUUUUUGGAGCCUCCCAACAACAAUUGUUAUGAAUUUUUGGGUAUGAUAUGGAAUGUGUAUUUUUGGAUGUUGAAUGUCCUGGGUUAUAUUUUUGGAUGUGGAAGGGCAUUGGCUGUAUUUAUGGAUAUGGAAUGUCGUUAGCAGUUUUUUGGAUAUUGAAGGUCCGAUGUAUUUUGGAUAUUAAAGGCCCUUGGUGAAGCUAUGCCAUUUUUUUUGGUCAUGCUUGCACCUAUGAUGUAUUAAACAUGUUUUUAAAUUUAUAUAUAAUUGGAUGAUAUAUUAUAAUUA